Molecule: messenger RNA, 10491 nt
Organism: Psammomys obesus (fat sand rat)
Lineage: Eukaryota; Metazoa; Chordata; Mammalia; Rodentia; Muridae
Gene: Nbea
Product: neurobeachin
Exons: 57
Coding region: 24-8786 (2920 amino acids)
Biological process (GO): intracellular protein localization
Cellular component (GO): membrane; cytosol
Molecular function (GO): protein kinase binding
Source: RefSeq, a predicted model, not a curated record
GCGGCUCCUCAGCAGCGGGGCGGAUGGCGAGCGACAAGCCGGGCCCGGGGCUCGAGCCGCAGCCCGCCGCGCUCCUGGCCGUCGGGGCCGGCGGCGGUGCAGGCGGCGGCGGUGCCAUGGGGGAGCCGCGGGGCUCGGCCGGCUCCGGGGCCGGCCCGGUGGUGCUGCCCGCGGGGAUGAUCAACCCUUCGGUGCCGAUCCGCAACAUCCGGAUGAAAUUCGCCGUUCUGAUCGGACUCAUACAGGUCGGCGAGGUCAGCAACAGGGACAUCGUGGAGACCGUGCUCAACCUGCUGGUUGGUGGGGAAUUUGAUUUGGAGAUGAACUUUAUUAUCCAGGAUGCUGAGAGCAUAACAUGUAUGACAGAGCUUUUGGAACACUGUGAUGUAACAUGUCAAGCAGAAAUAUGGAGUAUGUUUACAGCCAUCCUGCGAAAAAGUGUUCGGAAUUUACAGACCAGCACAGAAGUGGGGCUAAUUGAGCAAGUAUUGCUGAAAAUGAGUGCUGUAGAUGACAUGAUAGCAGAUCUUCUAGUUGAUAUGCUGGGGGUUCUUGCAAGCUACAGCAUCACUGUCAAGGAGCUGAAGCUUUUAUUCAGCAUGCUUCGAGGAGAAAGUGGAAUCUGGCCAAGGCAUGCAGUAAAAUUAUUGUCAGUUCUUAAUCAGAUGCCUCAAAGACACGGUCCUGAUACAUUUUUCAAUUUCCCUGGGUGUAGUGCUGCGGCAAUUGCAUUGCCUCCUAUUGCAAAGUGGCCUUAUCAGAAUGGCUUCACCCUCAACACUUGGUUUCGUAUGGAUCCAUUAAAUAACAUUAAUGUUGAUAAGGAUAAACCUUAUCUUUAUUGUUUUCGUACUAGCAAAGGAGUUGGUUACUCUGCUCAUUUUGUUGGCAACUGUUUGAUAGUCACAUCUCUGAAGUCCAAAGGAAAAGGUUUCCAGCACUGUGUGAAGUAUGAUUUCCAACCACGCAAGUGGUACAUGAUCAGCAUCGUCCACAUCUACAAUCGAUGGAGGAACAGUGAGAUCCGCUGUUAUGUCAAUGGCCAGCUGGUAUCCUAUGGUGACAUGGCUUGGCAUGUUAAUACAAAUGAUAGCUAUGACAAGUGCUUUCUUGGAUCUUCAGAAACUGCUGAUGCCAAUAGGGUAUUCUGUGGCCAGCUUGGGGCUGUGUAUGUGUUCAGUGAAGCUCUUAACCCAGCACAGAUAUUUGCAGUUCAUCAGCUAGGACCUGGUUAUAAGAGUACCUUCAAAUUUAAAUCUGAGAGUGAUAUUCAUUUGGCAGAACAUCACAAACAGGUUCUAUAUGAUGGGAAACUUGCAAGUAGUAUUGCCUUUUCAUACAAUGCCAAGGCCACUGAUGCUCAGCUUUGUCUGGAGUCCUCACCAAAAGAAAAUGCAUCCAUAUUUGUGCAUUCCCCACAUGCACUGAUGCUCCAGGAUGUGAAAGCUAUAGUAACACAUUCAAUUCAUAGUGCAAUUCAUUCAAUUGGAGGGAUUCAAGUACUUUUCCCACUUUUUGCCCAACUGGACAAUCGACAGCUCAAUGACAGUCAAGUGGAAACAACUGUCUGUGCUACUCUUUUGGCAUUCCUCGUUGAACUACUUAAAAGUUCAGUAGCCAUGCAAGAACAGAUGCUGGGUGGAAAAGGCUUUUUAGUCAUCGGCUACUUACUUGAAAAGUCAUCAAGAGUUCACAUAACUAGAGCUGUCUUGGAGCAGUUUUUAUCAUUUGCAAAGUACCUUGAUGGCUUAUCUCAUGGAGCACCAUUACUGAAGCAGCUAUGUGACCACAUUUUAUUCAACCCUGCCAUCUGGAUACACACACCUGCAAAGGUUCAACUUUCCCUAUAUACAUACUUGUCUGCUGAGUUUAUUGGAACUGCUACCAUCUAUACCACUAUACGGAGAGUCGGAACAGUAUUGCAGCUGAUGCACACAUUAAAAUAUUACUACUGGGUCAUUAACCCUGCUGACAGCAGUGGCAUCACACCUAAAGGGUUAGAUGGUCCCCGGCCAUCACAGAAAGAGAUCAUAUCACUUCGGGCUUUUAUGUUACUUUUUCUGAAACAGCUCAUAUUAAAGGAUCGAGGAGUGAAAGAAGAUGAACUUCAGAGUAUAUUAAAUUAUUUACUUACAAUGCAUGAGGAUGAAAAUAUCCAUGAUGUAUUACAGUUAUUAGUGGCCCUAAUGUCAGAACACCCAGCCUCAAUGAUACCAGCAUUUGAUCAAAGAAAUGGAAUAAGGGUGAUCUACAAAUUAUUGGCCUCUAAAAGUGAAAGUAUCUGGGUCCAAGCGCUGAAAGUUCUGGGAUAUUUUUUGAAGCAUUUAGGUCAUAAGCGAAAAGUUGAAAUUAUGCAUACUCAUAGUCUCUUCACUCUUCUUGGAGAAAGGUUGAUGCUGCAUACAAACACUGUGACUGUCACUACAUACAACACACUUUAUGAGAUCUUGACAGAGCAAGUGUGUACACAAGUUGUGCAUAAACCCCACCCAGAGCCGGACUCCACAGUGAAAAUUCAGAACCCCAUGAUUCUUAAGGUGGUGGCAACUUUGUUAAAAAACUCAACACCAAGCGCAGAAUUGAUGGAAGUCCGUCGGUUGUUUUUAUCUGACAUGAUUAAGCUUUUCAGUAACAGCCGUGAAAAUAGAAGAUGCUUACUGCAGUGUUCAGUGUGGCAGGACUGGAUGUUUUCUCUUGGGUAUAUCAAUCCAAAAACUUCUGAGGAACAGAAAAUUACUGAGAUGGUCUACAACAUUUUCCGGAUUCUUUUGUAUCAUGCAAUAAAAUAUGAAUGGGGAGGCUGGAGAGUCUGGGUGGACACACUCUCAAUAGCUCAUUCCAAGGUUACUUAUGAAGCACACAAAGAGUAUCUGGCCAAAAUGUAUGAGGAGUAUCAGCGACAAGAGGAGGAGAACAUUAAGAAGGGGAAGAAGGGAAAUGUGAGCACCAUCUCUGGCCUUUCAUCACAGACGACAGGGGCAAAAGGAGGAAUGGAGAUCCGGGAAAUAGAAGACCUUUCCCAAAGCCAGAGUCCAGAGAGUGAGACAGACUACCCAGUGAGCACCGACACACGAGACUUGCUCAUGUCAACCAAAGUAUCGGAUGAUAUUCUCGGAAGUUCAGACAGACCUGGCAGUGGGGUGCAUGUAGAAGUACAUGAUCUUCUAGUUGAUAUAAAAGCAGAGAAAGUGGAAGCAACGGAAGUAAAGCUUGAUGACAUGGAUUUAUCACCAGAGACCUUGGUGGGUGGAGAGAACGGCGCCCUCGUGGAGGUGGAGUCCUUGUUGGAUAAUGUGUACAGUGCUGCUGUUGAGAAACUCCAGAAUAAUGUGCAUGGAAGUGUGGGCAUCAUUAACAAGAAUGAAGAGAAGGACAAUGGUCCAUUGAUCACACUAGCAGAUGAAAAGGAGGAGCUUCCAAACAGUAGCACAUCCUUCCUCUUUGAUAAAAUACCCAAACAGGAAGAGAAACUACUUCCAGAACUUUCUAGCAAUCACAUCAUCCCAAAUAUUCAAGACGCCCAAGUACAUCUUGGUGUCAGUGAUGAUCUUGGACUGCUUGCUCACAUGACUGCGAGUGUAGACUUAACUUGCACAUCAAGUAUAAUGGAAGAGAAAGACUUCAGAAUUCAUACGACUUCAGAUGGAGUGAGCAGUGUCUCUGAAAGAGAGUUAGCAUCAUCAACUAAGGGGCUAGACUAUGCUGAAAUGACUGCUACAACCUUGGAAACAGAGUCUUCCAAUAGCAAGAUUGUCCCAAAUAUUGAUGCAGGAAGUAUAAUUUCAGACACUGAGCGAUCUGAUGAUGGCAAAGAAUCAGGAAAGGAAAUCCGAAAAAUCCAGACCACUGCUACAACACAAGCUGUUCAGGGCCGGUCUGUCACCCAACAAGAUCGAGAUCUCAGAGUUGAUUUAGGAUUUCGGGGAAUGCCAAUGACUGAGGAACAGCGGCGCCAGUUCAGCCCUGGUCCCCGGACUACCAUGUUCCGGAUUCCUGAGUUUAAGUGGUCUCCGAUGCACCAGCGCCUUCUCACUGACCUGUUGUUUGCGUUGGAGACAGAUGUGCAUGUGUGGAGAAGCCAUUCUACAAAGUCUGUAAUGGAUUUUGUCAACAGCAAUGAAAACAUUAUUUUUGUACAUAACACGAUUCACCUCAUUUCCCAGAUGGUAGACAACAUUAUCAUUGCCUGUGGAGGAAUUUUACCUUUGCUCUCUGCAGCAACUUCGCCAACUACGGAACUGGAAAACAUUGAAGUGACACAAGGCAUGUCGGCAGAGACGGCAGUGACGUUUCUCAGCCGACUCAUGGCUAUGGUUGAUGUCCUUGUGUUUGCCAGCUCGCUAAACUUUAGUGAGAUUGAAGCUGAAAAAAAUAUGUCUUCUGGAGGGCUAAUGAGACAGUGCCUAAGGCUAGUUUGUUGUGUAGCUGUGAGAAACUGUUUAGAAUGUCGACAGAGACAGAGAGACAGGGGAAACAAAUCUUCCCAUGGAAGCAGUAAACCUCAGGAAGCACCACAAAGUGCGAGCGCCACAGCAGCAUCCAAGACUCCCUUAGAAAAUGUCCCAGGUAACCUUUCUCCUAUCAAGGAUCCUGACAGACUUCUUCAGGAUGUUGAUAUCAAUCGCCUUCGUGCUGUUGUCUUUCGAGAUGUGGAUGAUAGCAAGCAGGCACAGUUCUUAGCUCUGGCUGUUGUUUACUUCAUCUCUGUUCUGAUGGUGUCUAAGUAUCGGGACAUAUUAGAACCCCAGAGAGAGACUGCAAGAUCUGGAAGCCAGCCGGGUAGAAACAUCAGACAAGAAAUAAAUUCACCAACAAGUACAGUUGUGGUAAUACCAUCUAUCCCUCAUCCAAGUCUGAACCAUGGACUUCUUGCCAAGCUGAUGCCUGAGCAGAGUUUUGCCCAUUCAUUUUACAAAGAAACACCUGCUCCAUUUCCAGACACUGUAAAGGAGAAGGAAACACCAGCCCCUGGUGAAGAUAUUCAGCUGGAGAGUUCAGUUCCUCACACAGAUUCCGGAAUGGUAGAGGAGCAAGUAGCUAGCAUCCUGGAUGGGGCAGAGCUAGAGACUGGUGCAGGUCCUGAUGCAAUGAGUGAACUUUUAUCCACUUUGUCAUCCGAAGUAAAGAAGUCGCAGGAGAGCUUGACUGAACAUCCCAGUGAAAUCCUGAAACCUGCGCCAUCCAUAUCUAGCAUUAGUCAAACCAAAGGCAUUAAUGUCAAGGAGAUACUGAAAAGUCUUGUGGCUGCCCCGGUUGAGAUUGCCGAAUGUGGCCCUGAGCCUAUUCCAUACCCAGACCCAGCACUGAAGAGAGAAGCGCAAGCUAUUCUUCCGAUGCAGUUUCAUUCCUUUGACAGGAGUGUGGUGGUGCCUGUCAAGAAGCCACCGCCAGGAAGUCUAGCUGUCACCACUGUGGGAGCCACUGCUGCGGGAAGCGGGCUGCCAACAGGCAGUACCUCAAGUAUAUUUGCUGCCCCUGGAGCUACACCAAAAAGUAUGAUUAACACGACAGGUGCUGUGGAUUCAGGGUCCUCCUCCUCUUCCUCCUCUUCUAGUUUUGUGAAUGGUGCUACCAGCAAAAAUCUUCCAGCUGUACAAACCGUAGCCCCAAUGCCAGAAGAUUCAGCUGAGAACAUGAGCAUCACUGCAAAACUUGAAAGAGCUUUAGAAAAAGUUGCUCCUCUUCUUCGUGAAAUUUUUGUAGACUUUGCCCCAUUCCUAUCUCGUACACUUCUGGGCAGUCAUGGACAAGAGCUAUUGAUAGAAGGCCUUGUUUGUAUGAAGUCCAGCACAUCUGUGGUGGAGCUCGUCAUGCUGCUUUGCUCUCAGGAGUGGCAGAAUUCUAUCCAGAAGAAUGCAGGCCUUGCAUUUAUUGAACUCAUCAAUGAAGGAAGAUUGUUGUGCCAUGCUAUGAAGGACCACAUAGUCCGUGUUGCAAAUGAAGCUGAGUUCAUCUUGAACAGACAGAGAGCAGAGGAUGUACAUAAGCAUGCAGAGUUUGAGUCACAGUGCGCACAAUAUGCUGCCGACAGGAGGGAGGAGGAGAAGAUGUGUGACCACCUCAUCAGUGCUGCCAAGCACCGUGACCACGUAACAGCCAACCAGCUCAAGCAGAAGAUUCUCAACAUCCUCACGAACAAGCAUGGUGCCUGGGGGGCCGUGUCACACAGUCAAUUGCAUGAUUUCUGGCGCCUGGAUUACUGGGAGGAUGAUCUUCGCCGAAGGAGAAGAUUUGUUCGAAAUGCCUUUGGCUCCACACAUGCUGAAGCCCUGCUCAAAUCUGCAGUAGAGUACGGCACUGAAGAAGAUGUAGUGAAGUCCAAGAAAGCAUUCAGGAGCCAAGCAAUCGUGAACCAGAACUCAGAGACUGAGCUUAUGUUGGAAGGAGAUGAUGAUGCGGUCAGCCUGCUCCAGGAGAAAGAAAUUGACAACCUCGCAGGCCCUGUGGUUCUCAGCACCCCUGCCCAGCUCAUUGCUCCUGUGGUGGUGGCCAAGGGAACUCUCUCCAUCACCACAACAGAAAUCUACUUCGAGGUAGAUGAGGAUGAUGCUGCCUUCAAGAAGAUCGACACAAAAGUUCUUGCAUACACUGAGGGACUUCAUGGGAAGUGGAUGUUCAGUGAGAUCCGAGCUGUGUUUUCGAGACGCUAUCUUCUGCAGAACACAGCGCUGGAAGUGUUUAUGGCAAACCGAACCUCUGUGAUGUUUAAUUUUCCUGACCAAGCAACAGUUAAAAAAGUUGUCUACAGUUUGCCUCGGGUUGGAGUGGGGACCAGCUAUGGUUUGCCACAAGCCAGGAGGAUAUCACUGGCCACUCCUCGACAGCUGUAUAAGUCUUCCAACAUGACUCAACGCUGGCAAAGAAGGGAAAUCUCCAACUUUGAGUAUUUGAUGUUUCUCAACACCAUAGCAGAUAAUUUACUUGUAGCUUUAGUAGGUAAAAUUCCAAAUCAGAAACAUAUUUUAAGUAGUAAAGGAGAGCCAAUUGGUGCUUUGAACCCAAAGAGAGCAGUGUUUUACGCAGAGCGCUAUGAGACAUGGGAAGACGAUCAAAGCCCGCCCUACCACUAUAAUACACAUUACUCAACAGCGACUUCUGCGCUAUCGUGGCUCGUUCGAAUUGAACCAUUCACAACCUUCUUCCUCAAUGCGAAUGAUGGGAAGUUUGACCAUCCAGACCGAACCUUCUCAUCCAUUUCGAGAUCAUGGAGAACCAGUCAGAGAGAUACCUCCGAUGUCAAGGAACUAAUUCCGGAGUUCUACUACCUACCAGAGAUGUUUGUCAACAGUAAUGGGUACCAGCUGGGUGUCAGGGAGGACGAAGUGGUUGUUAAUGACGUGGACCUUCCUCCCUGGGCCAAGAAGCCAGAAGACUUCGUGCGGAUCAACAGGAUGGCUCUGGAAAGUGAAUUUGUUUCUUGCCAACUCCAUCAGUGGAUUGACCUCAUAUUUGGCUACAAACAGCGAGGGCCAGAGGCAGUUCGUGCUCUGAAUGUUUUCCACUACUUGACCUACGAAGGCUCAGUGAACCUGGACAGCAUCACAGACCCUGUGCUCCGAGAGGCCAUGGAAGCACAGAUACGGAACUUGGGACAGACGCCAUCUCAGCUGCUCAUUGAGCCCCAUCCACCUAGGAGCUCGGCCAUGCACCUGUGCUUCCUUCCACAGAGCCCACUCAUGUUUAAGGAUCAGAUGCAGCAGGAUGUGAUAAUGGUGCUGAAGUUUCCAUCCAACUCUCCCGUGACCCACGUGGCUGCCAACACCCUGCCCCACCUGACCAUCCCUGCAGUGGUGACUGUGACCUGCAGCCGCCUGUUUGCAGUGAACAGGUGGCACAAUACAGUUGGCCUCAGAGGAGCCCCAGGGUACUCCUUGGAUCAAGCACAUCAUCUUCCCAUUGAGAUGGACCCGUUAAUUGCAAAUAAUUCUGGUGUGAACAAGCGACAGAUCACAGACCUCGUGGACCAGAGCAUCCAGAUCAACGCCCACUGCUUUGUGGUCACAGCAGAUAAUCGCUACAUCCUCAUCUGUGGAUUUUGGGAUAAGAGUUUCAGAGUUUACUCUACAGAAACAGGGAAACUGACGCAGAUUGUAUUUGGCCAUUGGGAUGUGGUCACAUGCCUGGCCAGGUCCGAGUCCUAUAUCGGUGGGGACUGCUACAUUGUGUCUGGAUCUCGGGACGCCACCUUGCUUCUCUGGUACUGGAGUGGGAGGCACCAUAUUAUAGGAGACAACCCCAACAGCAGUGACUAUCCUGCGCCCAGAGCUGUCCUCACAGGCCAUGACCAUGAAGUUGUCUGUGUCUCCGUCUGCGCAGAACUGGGACUCGUUAUAAGUGGUGCUAAAGAGGGCCCUUGCCUUGUCCAUACCAUCACUGGAGACCUGCUGAGGGCCCUGGAAGGACCAGAAAACUGCUUGUUUCCACGCCUAAUUUCUGUAUCCAGUGAAGGCCACUGCAUCAUAUACUAUGAGCGAGGACGGUUCAGCAACUUCAGUAUCAAUGGGAAACUUUUGGCUCAAAUGGAGAUCAAUGACUCCACUAGGGCUAUUCUCCUGAGCAGCGAUGGACAGAACCUGGUGACUGGAGGGGACAAUGGUGUGGUGGAGGUCUGGCAGGCCUGUGAUUUCAAGCAGCUGUACAUUUACCCCGGAUGUGAUGCUGGCAUUAGAGCCAUGGAUUUAUCCCAUGACCAAAGGACUCUGAUCACUGGCAUGGCUUCCGGAAGCAUUGUAGCUUUUAAUAUAGAUUUUAAUCGGUGGCAUUAUGAGCAUCAGAACAGGUACUGAAGAGAAGCAGCGGAAGCCACGUUCAAGUGGGAGCACACGUGGAAAGGCAGUAUCUCUGGUGGGGACACUCGUCCAUAUCGGCCUCUGUACACCCAUCCCACCCAGCAGUUGCCGAACAUCAUAGUUGGGAGCCAUUUCACCCUGUUUUUCCAGGACUGAACACCAGCUGCUGUCAAGCAAGCUUAUAUCAUGUAAAUUAUCUGAAUUAGGAGACGUUUUGGUAAUUAUUUCAUAUAUCGCCGUUUAUUGAGAAAAGGUUGUAGGAAGCCUCACAAGAGACUUUUGACAAUUCUGAGGAACCUUGUGCCCAGUUGUUACAAAGUUUAAGCUUUGAACCUAACCUGCAUCCCAUUUACAGCCUCUUUUCAAGCUGAGAAAACAAAACCCACGUUUGAUACUUUGUACAUCAUAUGCAUCUUAUUUAAAGGGAUACUUUUGUAAAAGUGAAACCUUGUAUAAAGAAAGAGCAGCCUUUGUUAAUUUACUGUGGAGUUACAACCUGCAUGCUCCCUACUCCCCACGUCUCGAUGGAACGGGUGCAGUGAAGCUAGGAAACGGAAAGAACACAGCUUGUUCAAAAGGGUUGAAUUUGGGCUCAAUCCAUAAUUUUUUUGACAUUUUCACUAAAAUAUGGUUUGCACUUUUUAAUCUAAAUUCAUCCCUUCUAAGUGAAGUUUGCUCAUAUAGCAUUUGGAUACUAAGCCAUUAUUUGCCACUGUUGGUAUUUUUUACAAAGAUAAUUCAGCCCUGCCCUUUAGGACCUGAAGAUGCAAUAGAAAGGGAGCCUGGGCAGGAGGGCCUGGUUUCUACUGUGUGUACAUGGGAGUCAUGAUCAUUAGCCCCAGGGCAUCGACCUCCCAGCACUGGACAUCUCUCCCUGGUGUCAGUCUGCUGGCUCCAUGUCUACGUAUCGGGAGGAUCAGGAUGCUAAAGUUUUCUUCUCUUUGCUUCUCAAACAGCAUAGUUCAAUAAUGAGUCAGACUUUAUUACAAAAAUAACAAACUUACCCCUUUUGUUUCUUGUGAGUUUCCCACCUAAAGCCACAUUCCUAGCCUAAGGCAUUUUAUCUUUUCCAGUAUCAAAUGAUGGCUCUCAAAUUAUUUUUCCAUCCAUUGUCCCGAUCCAGCUAUCACCCAGGGGUCUAUACAUUUUCUUCAUGUUUCUUCUUUGUAUAUUUGGUGACUGUAUUGUCAUAGGUGUACAUAUCGUGUCGGUAGGGCUAUGAGGCAUGUUACAGGAAUGUAAUUUUCUCAGAAUUUACACUCAUUUGCAGUCAUUUAUUUCAAAAGAUAAAACAGGAUAAUGGGUUCUUUGUAUUGGCACUUUGCACCAGAAACAUAUCAUUAUUUAUUGCUGUGAUUACUUAUUUGUCAUCCACCUUGUACUAGAAAGUUUUAGCACUGAAUUAUUCCUUCUUCAUUGUUGUUUGUAUUUAUGAAAUUCGGAAAUUAUGGGGAAUCAGUGUACUGAUUACGUUAUUCAUCACCAGGCUGUGAGCAAUAUCUUGAGUUUGUAGCUUAGAAUUGGGAAGGCACUGAACAUCUGGAAGACAAGGUCAUUUCAUCUUGAGAUCAUGGUGAAAUAUUUUGGAUAUAUAAAUUCCUUAAGCUAUUGUAACCACGUUUUAUUGCAAAGAUGUAAAAUAUGCCAGAUGUGUGUGAGUUGGAAAUCAAAAAAAUGAAAAAUAAAAUAUGCAAAGAAUUCA